Larimichthys crocea (large yellow croaker) is the source of this 1464-nucleotide messenger RNA. RefSeq names its product general transcription factor II-I repeat domain-containing protein 2-like. The record is from RefSeq and is a predicted model, not a curated record. Lineage: Eukaryota; Metazoa; Chordata; Actinopteri; Sciaenidae. The coding region runs from base 40 to 1464 and encodes 474 amino acids. The transcript has a single exon.
AGACUCCGGAGCGCGAAAACACCCCCACCUCUUGUGUUGAUGCUUAUUAGCAAACCUGCUACGAAGCACAAGCUCAAAUCCACCCGAAAAAUGGCCAAACGAAAAACAGAAAACAGAAACUUUCAAGACAGAUGGGAGACAGACUACAUGUUCAUCGUGGUAAAGGACAAACCUAUCUGUCUUGUAUGUGGCGCCAACGUGUCUGUAUCAAAAGAAUAUAACAUACGACGACACUAUGAAACGAGACACCAUGACAAGUAUAAGGAUCUGAACGCAAAUGAGAGACUAAAGAAGGUAGAAGAGAUGAAAAAAGGUCUGAUGUCACAGCAAACUAUGUUCACCAAAUCAAAAUCCCAAAGUGAGGCUGCAGUAAAGGCUAGUUUUAUUGUGGCGCAGGAGAUCGCCAAAUCAGCCCGGCCCUUUAAUGAGGGAGAGUUUGUAAAAAUGUGCAUGGUCAAAAUUUGUGAGGUCGUUUGCCCGGAAAAGAAACAGGCAUUUUUAAAUGUAAGCCUGAGCAGAAAUACUGUAGCCGAGCGUGCAUGUGAACUUGCCACCAAUCUACAAGAACAGCUGAUGAGAAAGGGAGAAGAUUUUGUUGCAUACUCACUUGCUGUGGACGAGAGCAGUGACACCUCCGAUACAGCCCAGCUGUCAAUUUUUAUUCGUGGAGUGGACUCGAAUCUUUGCGUUACAGAGGAACUUUUAGGACUAAAAUCCAUGCAUGGCACAACGACAGGAAAAGACAUCUUUGAGGAGGUAUCCAAAUGUGUCGAUGAAAUGAAGCUGCCUUGGGAUAAGCUUGUGGGACUGACCACUGAUGGAGCACCCGCGAUGUGUGGUCAAAAGAGUGGAUUGGUCGGCAGGAUGCGAGAGAAGAUGCGAGAAAAGCAGGCAGGUGAGCUUACAGUUUACCACUGCAUCAUACACCAAGAGGCCUUGUGUGGCAAAGCCUUGAAAAUGGAUCACAUUAUGAGCACUGUAACGCAAGUAGUCAACUUCAUAAAAGCAAAAGGUUUGAAUCACCGUCAGUUCAAGUCUUUCCUAGAGGAGUUGGGUGCAGACCAUAGUGACAUGCCCUAUCACACAGAGGUGAGGUGGCUGAGCCGAGGAAAAGUUGCGAAGAGAUUUUUUGAGCUGCGUGAGGAAAUUUGUCUUUUCAUGGAAAGCAAAGGGAAAGACACAACAGAGCUCAGGGAUGAAAAGUUUCAAUGUGAGCUUGCAUUUCUAUGUGACAUCAUGAAUCAUCUCGACGCGCUCAAUCUGCAGCUUCAGGGGCGCGCGCACGUCAUCACAGACAUGUACUACGCCGUGAGGGCUUUUAGAACCAAGUUGCGCUUGUGGGAGAGUCAGAUGCAGCAGGGAAACCUGGCUCAUUUUUUGUGCUGCCAAGUCAUGAAAGAGCAGACCGCUACCGCCGUGAUGCCUUUUGCACAGUUCGCUGAAAAACUCAUCUACUGGCGCUGA